Molecule: messenger RNA, 1203 nt
Organism: Arachis duranensis
Lineage: Eukaryota; Viridiplantae; Streptophyta; Magnoliopsida; Fabales; Fabaceae
Molecular function (GO): hydrolase activity
Source: RefSeq, a predicted model, not a curated record
CCCCUUUUCCUUUUUUUUUUGAAACGCUGGGAGCUUCUCCUACCUCUCACCAUUCAUUGCUCUUCCCUCAAUCCAACCUUCCGUCUAACUGUCACGUCAUUCCGACUCUAUUUUGCGGCGGUCUCAUUCUCUCUCCACCGCCCUUCCACUUUAUUCUCCCUUCCGGCGACGAGGAUUUGUGUUGCUCCUUCCCCAUAUAAACCCUGUUGCUCUAAGACUGAUUUUAGGUGUUAUAUUUAAAGGCUAACCACUAAAAUGAGCUUUGCUGCAUCGUCAGUUGGUUCCGGUGCUAGAUCUACUAGAAGAGCAUUCGAGUUUGGUAGAACCUAUGUUGUCAGGCCUAAAGGUAAACACCAAGCAACUAUAGUGUGGUUGCAUGGCCUUGGCGAUAACGGCUCCAGUUGGUCUCAGCUAUUAGAGACUCUUCCUCUUCCGAAUAUUAAAUGGAUAUGUCCCACUGCUCCUACUCAGCCAAUAUCUAUAUUUGGUGGCUUUCCUUCUACUGCAUGGUUUGAUGUGGGCGACCUUUCAGAAGAUGCUCCUGAUGAUUUGGAAGGUUUGGAUGCUUCAGCUACGCAUGUUGCAAAUUUGUUGUCUACAGAACCUGCAGACAUUAAGCUUGGUGUUGGAGGCUUUAGCAUGGGAGCAGCUACUGCCCUUUACUCUGCAACCUGCUUUACUGUUGGAAAAUACGGAAAUGGCAGUCCUUACCCAGCCAACUUAUGUGCAGCUGUUGGUUUAAGUGGAUGGCUUCCAUGUGCAAAGACCUUGAGUAACAAGUUACAAGGGGUAGAUGAAGCCACAAGACGCGCUCAAACUUUUCCCAUUUUGCUAUGUCACGGACAAGGCGAUGAUGUGGUUCCCUAUAAAUUUGGUGAAAAAUCUUCGAAGUGCUUAAGUUCAACUGGGUUUCAGGAUGUAACUUUUAAAGAUUAUAAUGGGCUUGGACACUACACAAUUCCGGAAGAGAUGGAUGAGGUGUGUUCUUGGCUACGACGAAAUUGGGCCUUGAGGGGAAUGCUGCCUAAUUCGAUUGGGAAGGAAGCAAAAUGUGCAGAAUUAUUCCCCUCUUAGGUCUAUUGUAAGCUCUGAUCCAAUGACAUGAAUGAUAUAAAACUCGACUUUGACCUUGUAUUGGAUGAGUUUCUAGAUGUUUGAGUUUAUUCUUAUUUAAGAUUUUCUAAUGGAGAAAUUUUUAUUUAA